GAAGUAAAACUUUCUGCAACCGUUUGUAUAUGUGAUGUAACAGCGCAAGUGGAGCUAACCUUACUUUUGAUCUGAAGAAUCAGUGCUUUUAAUAUCCUGGGACUUAGGCGUUUGUCCAGAGAAUCAUGUCGCGAGUACCAGAUGUUCCGGAUACGUCGGCCAUGAAUGGAGACAGGCCCAUGACCAUAGUGCGUCGUAUGGAACGUGAAAGGGAACGGAUGCUCGGAAUGACGGAUGAGGAGCGAGCAUGGAGGAAAAAGUGGCUGGAUGCACAGAAGCUUGAUCCUGAGGAACCAAUAACACCACCAGGUUACUAUGAAGAGAUGUACAAUCCAAUCAGAAGAUUCUACAUGGCACCUGGACUAAAAUUUGAGAGCAUGUUGGCGCCAUACAUAGGUGAGUUGAAGGCAACGGUAACACGGCGUUCGAUAACCAGACUUAUGAUGAGUUUCAUUGGAAUCUAUUGUGUCUAUUAUCAUGUGAAAUACAAUAAAAAGAAUUGGAUGAAAAAUGGCGGAUUCCAAAUCUCGGUGAGCAGAUCGAAAAUGUAUCCUGACAAUAAGGACCUGAAAGCUCUGUACAAAACGAAGGGCAAUGAAUUCUAUGUGAACGGUUUCGAUAAAUCUCCUAUAUAAAUGCUCCAUUUUUCUUGUAUAGUUAUUAUUUAAUUAACAUCGUUAAAUGUCAUUAAAAUAAAAAACACGAUGUUGUUAAUAAACAUUGUUAGUGAUAAAUGCAAAAUAAUUUCUUGUAGGAUAUAUUUGACAUGUUAUAUAUAUUGUUUCGUCCAAAUACACAAGACUACAUUCGUGUGCUUGCCAUGAA
Molecule: messenger RNA, 825 nt
Organism: Pogonomyrmex barbatus (red harvester ant)
Lineage: Eukaryota; Metazoa; Arthropoda; Insecta; Hymenoptera; Formicidae
Gene: ND-B17
Product: NADH dehydrogenase (ubiquinone) B17 subunit
Biological process (GO): mitochondrial electron transport, NADH to ubiquinone
Source: RefSeq, a predicted model, not a curated record